Molecule: messenger RNA, 2674 nt
Organism: Ctenopharyngodon idella (grass carp)
Lineage: Eukaryota; Metazoa; Chordata; Actinopteri; Cypriniformes; Xenocyprididae
Exons: 5
Coding region: 165-1409 (414 amino acids)
Biological process (GO): autophagy; peptidyl-serine phosphorylation; protein autophosphorylation
Cellular component (GO): autophagosome; cytoplasm
Molecular function (GO): ATP binding; protein serine/threonine kinase activity
Source: RefSeq, a predicted model, not a curated record
UGUUUUUUCCCUUAUCUGACUGGUUGUCAUACUCAGGUGUCUUUCCAAUGUUGAAACAUGAGGGUGUGGUUAUAGCAGGAAGAUAAUUAACAAGAACUGUGCCUGUUUUAUUUGAGCACAUUCAACGCCAUCAGCCACAGGACCUGCUGAUACAGCAUCACUAGAUGGCGUACUCCACACAAACACUAGCUGCAGGCUGCUUUGGGAAAGUAUACAAGGAGAAGUAUGGAGACACAUGGGCUGCUGUGAAGAGAGUUCCUCUUAGCCACAUCAGCAGACAACAGCUGGAGAGAGAAUGCAAAGUCUAUCAUAACGCUCGGCAUCACAAUGUGGUAAAGCUUCUCGGUGAUCCUUGGCUAAAAGACUCCAAGUGGAAUAUUCCUUUGGAGUUCAUCUUUGGGGAGGAUCUUGAGACGACCAUCUUCAAAGUUCAGCUUUCUAAAAUACAGCUGACGCCAGCAGUGAGAGCCAUAAUCAUCACUGGUAUGUGUGAAGGUUUACUUUAUCUGCACAGUAAAGACAUCGUCCACCAAGACCUCAAACCUGACAACAUCAUGGUGGAGCAUCAAACCCAUCGUGCCGUGAUCAUUGAUUUGGGACUGGCUAAAUUCUUUAGAAAUGGACUCAGCUCUGCAGUAAACUUGGGCAAUGAAGCGUACUCGGCUCCAGAGAUCCUGCAGAUGAGUGGAGUUCGUGACAAGCGAUCAGACGUUUGGGCCAUGGGUAAAAUCAUAGCUGAACUCUGCGCCAGGGUCAGGUUACCCACCCAAUCUGUGUCUGCCAUCAAGAUUCGUGAAACUCUCAAAGACCAGCCGUACUCUAUUGCAGUGUCCAAGAUGGUGGAAGUCAAUCCCAAUAACAGAACUACAAUGGCUGGAGUCAUCGCAGACAUCAGGAGAGCUGGUUCAGCUCAACAGACAGACAUCAGACCAAGAGACAUCCAGAGAGACAUUACAAGAGACCUACCAAGAGACAUCCCAAGAGACUUCCAUAGAGACCUCCCAAGAGACUUCCAAAGAGACAUCCCAAGAGACUUCCCAAGAGACUUCCAAAGGGACAUUACAAGAGACAUCACAGUGGCACAUGGAAAUGAAAUCAGGCCAAAUCAAAUGUUGUGUCCACCAGCAGCUCCUGUUAAUAAGAUGGAGGGGAGAAGAUCUCCUUUGUUAUAUUAUCGACAGGAUCCACCUCCACAAAGAGAGAUGGGAAAGGCAUUAGUCCCGGUUAAAGGUCAGGCUUUAAACAAUCAGCUGUCUCUGAUGUCAUUUCCUUGCCCUCUCCCAGAAACCGGAAAAGUGACGCAGGAACGCUACAUCGAGGGGAAAGGAGCUCUAGAAUAUAAAGAGAUCAUCACGAAGGGAGGGAGAAUCGUUAAAUAUGAGAAAGUGCAAAUAACCAAAGAGUCUUAAAAAUAACACUUGUGUUAGGAAAAAAAAAAUGUUGUGUUGUUACAUUGAUUUUACAUUGGUGAUGUUUUUUUAAAGAAAGCACUGGCUGGUGACACUAUCAAAUUUUUAUUUUAGGUUUUUGUCAUUGUUAAUAUCCUGUUUAUGUUCAUUCAUUAUGGCCAUUGAUGUAAAGUACAAACACUUAAAAUAUAAAAAAAAUCUGUUUUUUUUGUACUUUUUCCUAUGUCUAAUAAUUUGUAGUAUAUCACACAGUGUAUUGAGGAUGCUGAAAUUAGUGUGUUAAUUGACGAAUACACUACUCAAAAUCUACCAAUACUGACAAGACUUUGAAAAGUUGUGAAAACGCAUGUGUUAUAUUUAUAGAACCAAACAGCAGGUAUGAACUAGAGGCCUGUUGCAUGAAGCUAGUUGAACAAAUUCUGAGUUUCAGAGUAGGUUUAGAGUUGACAGAUCCAUAUAAAUCCAACCUGGUUUAGAUCAGGAUCAGCAGUCUCACAACGCUCGGUAUAAACUUUCCCUAUCAACUCAGGUUUAAUCCAGAGUUUGCAAUUAAUUCUGAGGCAGUUUGAUUCACUUCUUGCGAGAGCCAGCUGCUGAAGAUUAAGAGAUCAUUAUGAAAAAUAACAUGAAAUUAAACACAUCUACAAGGAAGGAAUAAACUGCUGUUGCAUCGAAAGUUUGAGAAGGCAGCUGAAAGAAAAUAUGACUAUAUUACAAAGUUUAAUAUUAAUUGUAAACUAAUAUAAUUAUUGUAUAAAUAUAUAUCAAUUAUACAUAAUUACAAUUUAUAUAAUAUAAAUAUAAAUAAUUUGCAGCAAAAGAGCAAUUUUGUCUCUGACUUUCUUUCACUCUAAACUUUAAUUUGGAGCAAGAGAUACAGGGGGAGUAGCUUUAUUGCAUCAGAUAUGUGUCACUUCACUCGCAGCUGGUCCAGUUUGGGUUUGCGAUCUCUAACCCAGAAUAAAAUCUGCUCCAGAGCAGGUUAGCCAUGUAGCGUAAGUUGGUGAUAAAACCCACUAAAAGCCAAUCCACCUUCUUGAGCCUGAAAAAACAGAGCUUCCUCAAACUAAUUUUGAACUUACCUGGAGUGCUUUUUCUUAGUGUCUGUUUCCAUAGUAAAUCAUUGAUUUGUCGCUCUGUUCAGAACAGUGGCAGCUCAUCAGGGGAGGCAAGGGAGGCACAGCCUACCCAAAAUUGAGGAGAAAAUGGGAGAAAGAUUGUUAUUGUUGAUUGAAUGUUAAUAAAAUUCCCAGUUAUUCGUUUCA